This is a messenger RNA of Balaenoptera acutorostrata (minke whale), 1578 nucleotides long. It is a transcript of the gene GPN3, whose product is annotated as GPN-loop GTPase 3. Gene Ontology annotation, molecular function: GTPase activity. Lineage: Eukaryota; Metazoa; Chordata; Mammalia; Artiodactyla; Balaenopteridae. The transcript is spliced from 9 exons. The coding region runs from base 309 to 1013 and encodes 234 amino acids. The record is from RefSeq and is a predicted model, not a curated record.
CGCGAAGGCUGAAGGGAGCGUUGUGGUCGCCCUCUGGGUCUCGGCGGCGGGAGGUGUCAGGAACCGGGGGAGCAGCCAUGCCUCGGUAUGCGCAGCUGGUCAUGGGCCCCGCAGGCAGCGGGAAGGAGGUUAAGGUGGGGUCUCGUUAAUCACUGCUUCUCAGAGAUUGAGACGUGGACUUCUGGAAUUUGAGGAGACUUUUGGAGAGCACCUAUUGUGCCACCAUCGUCCAGCACUGCGAAGCCCUCAAUCGGUCUGUCCAAGUUGUGAACCUAGAUCCUGCAGCAGAACAUUUCAACUACUCUGUGAUGGCUGACAUCCGGGAAUUGAUUGAAGUGGAUGACGUGAUGGAGGACAAUACUCUGCAGUUCGGUCCCAAUGGAGGAUUGGUAUUUUGCAUGGAAUACUUUGCCAAUAAUUUCGAUUGGCUAGAGGACUGUCUCGGCCAUGUAGAGGAUGACUACAUCCUUUUUGACUGUCCAGGUCAGAUUGAAUUGUACACUCACCUGCCCGUGAUGAAACAGCUGGUCCAGCAACUAGAACAGUGGGAGUUUCGAGUCUGUGGAGUUUUUCUUGUUGAUUCUCAAUUCAUGGUGGAGUCGUUCAAGUUUAUUUCUGGCAUCUUGUCAGCCCUGAGCGCUAUGAUCUCUCUAGAAAUUCCUCAAGUUAACGUCAUGACGAAAAUGGAUCUGCUGAGUAAGAAAGCUAAAAAGGAAAUUGAGAAGUUUCUAGAUCCAGACAUGUAUUCUUUAUUAGAUGACCCUACAAGCGACUUAAGAAGCAAAAAAUUCAAAAAAUUGACUAAUGCUAUAUGUGGACUGAUUGACGACUACAGCAUGGUUCGAUUUUUGCCUUACGAUCAGUCAGAUGAAGAAAGCAUGAACAUCGUAUUACAGCAUAUUGAUUUUGCCAUUCAGUAUGGAGAAGACUUGGAAUUUAAAGAACCGAAGGAACAUGAAGAUGAGUCAUCUUCCGUGUUUGACGAAUAUUUUCAAGAACACCAGAAUGAAUGAAGAGUUUGUUAAAAAGUAACCGAAUGUGUGAGGAGCUUGUGGCUGAACUGGCAGAACCUUCUUCUCUUCGAAAGAUGGAAUAUUAGAAGCUACUUAUUUUAAUGAAAAAAAAUAAUACUUGACUCUUUAUCAGCCGUCAAGAACAUGCCUGAAUCAAGUUCUUAGUUAUUCUGGAACUGCUGCUGUUUAAAGUGGCAUCUUUUAGUAUUAUUGGAACAGCAUAAUUUAGAUUUUAAAAGUCAGAAUUGAAAUGAAUGUACAUAGAUUUGUGUUUAUAAUAUAAAUUAGCACCUGUGAUACAGUUAAGACCAGUCUACUUUUAGUUUUACUGUUUGAUUUUUGUUAUUUUUGAAGUUUUUUUGGAGGGACAGGAAUUAUUGUAACAAAAUAUACAUAUAUGUGUCCAAAGAAAAAAAAAUCUGGAAGGAUAGAGCUAAGACCAUUGCUUACCUGUAUCUUCCAGUUUUCCUACAUUGAAAAUGUAUUAUUUGUGUAAUUUAAAAAUGAAAAGUAACUGUGUUUUAAGAUAUAUAUGUAUAUAAAUAAAAGAAACAGGAAAAUAGUA